AACAUGUCCGGAUCGUUAAGACUCUUAAUUAUAAUAGUGGCUAUUUAUAUGCCUCUAAUUGAAAGUAAUCCUAGGGUGAAGAGAAUUGUGGGUGGAUCUCCAGCGCAAUUACCGCCUCCAGAUGAUCCACGAGUGUUCUUAAGAUUUGCUGCUAAAUCGGCAUAUAUUAAGGGUGUUCUUGAUACUCCGCAUUACGUUUUCAGGGGCAUCAGAUAUGCGCAUAAACCGAAUGGCAAAGAUCGAUUUCAGAGACCAAGGCAGUACUUUUUGGAAGGAGAUAUUGAUGCUACGAAAUAUCCUCCUGCCUGUUUGCAGAAUAUUCCAGGUGAUAGCAGAAUUAUCGGAAACGAGGACUGUCUAUUUCUAAACGUGUUUACUCCGAACCUUCCAGAUGGAACCGAAGGAUAUCCUGUUAUUAUUUGGAUUCACGGUGGUGGUUUCCGACAUGGUUCUGCUUCUCAGUAUGGAAUGAGGAAUUUGGUUGGACAGAAACUGGUUUUGGUUGCUAUUCAGUAUAGAUUGGGAACGCUGGGAUUUUUGAGCACUGCUACUCCGGAGCUUCCGGGGAAUGCAGCAUUAUGGGAUAUGGCUGUUGCCGUGCAAUGGGUUCGAAACUAUAUUGGAUUUUUUGGAGGCAAUCCUCAUAGAAUUGCAGUAAUGGGUCAAGGAACUGGUGCCAGCAGCGCUUUGAUGUUAGCAUUGACGACGAUAGCUCAAGGUUCUGUCAGUGCGGUUGUCGCAAUGUCUGGAACUGCAGUAUCUCAUUGGGCUUUAGAAAAUAGCCCUGCAUUGACUGCCGAAGAAUUGGCACAGUACCAUGGAUGUCCAACCAGUUCGAUACUGGUGAUGUUGAAGUGCAUGCAAAAUUUACCGCCUGACAGUAUUAUUGAAGGUGAUUAUCAAUUGGAAAGAACGAGAUUAAAUUCUAGAGGAUUCGUGUCCGGGAUGAACGGUUUGCUGGGAUCUGCACCAAACGCAGAAGGACGAUUUGACGGGCGGAGUUUACCAGCUGCCAUUGAAUAUCCACCUAUGGACGAGAUGACCAACGGAAACAUUCCAAACAUUCCUUUGCUUACUGGAGUUACUAGAGACGAAACCAAAAGAGCAGUGAAUGGUAAAUACAGAGAGGAAAUUGUGAAAAAAUUGCACAAUAUCCCUAAUUUCCUGGAUUAUGUUUUGAUAAAGAAUCUGCAAAAUUUCACAACAAUAGCGAAUAAUUCGCUUUUGGGAGGUUUCUUUAAUAUUUUGGAACCUUUGAAAUUUAGAAACUACGUCCAGAUCGAGAAAAAUAAUGUGUUGGAAGGUCUGUCAAAAAUAUCUCAAGCUACAGUGGAUGCUCUUUUCAAUUUACCAGCUUUUCUGACCGCCGAUCUCUGGUCCAAGAAGACUUCGAAAACCUACUUGUACAGCUUCGAACAUGUCGGUAAGGCUAGAAAAGGACGAGAUUUCCUGAAAGGACUUUCCCUAAUUGGUAAUCAGACAACUAACGACGAUUUUGUAUCUCAUGGCGAUGAUUUAGGAUAUAUUUUUGAGGCAAGAAAUUUAGAUGGUACUCCUUUGAAUGACAAGCCAGAAGAUUUAUCUGUAGAGGAUAUGGAAGUCCGCGAAAGAUAUACGGCUAUGAUAGCAGAGUUCGUUAAAACCGGAGAAAUUACAAUCAACAACAAACGCGUGCCCUCGUUUUCACAAGAUAAUAGUUUCAUCCAGAUCAGUACUAAACCAAAGAUAACGAAAAAUUUCCGAUUUUGCGAGAUGGGCCUGUGGGCUGGCCUCGCGCAGAGAUUGCAAAGCAAGACUUGCCAGUUUUUGAACGUUAUUGAUUCAUCUAUUAAGAACGUCGAGAAUCUGUUCUUUGAUACAGUUAAUUCAAGUAAUAUUAACAAAUUGGUGCCGACGAUUGACAAUACGCAUAAGAAAAUUGGCGGAAUUGUGAAUAAAAUUGAUAUAUUGAAUAUUGGGAGGAGGCAACAGCAAACAACCAACAACAUGAUUCCACCACUUGGCUUCUUGGGUUAACAAAAUUUAUUUAUCA
This is a messenger RNA of Nicrophorus vespilloides, 2032 nucleotides long. Its product is annotated as carboxylesterase 4A-like. The coding region runs from base 4 to 2016 and encodes 670 amino acids. Lineage: Eukaryota; Metazoa; Arthropoda; Insecta; Coleoptera; Silphidae. Gene Ontology annotation, molecular function: signaling receptor activity; neurexin family protein binding. Gene Ontology annotation, biological process: postsynaptic membrane assembly; presynaptic membrane assembly; modulation of chemical synaptic transmission. The transcript has 6 exons. The record is from RefSeq and is a predicted model, not a curated record. Gene Ontology annotation, cellular component: postsynaptic membrane; cell surface; synapse.